This is a messenger RNA of Paramuricea clavata, 3109 nucleotides long. The record is from the annotation of a GenBank genome assembly. Lineage: Eukaryota; Metazoa; Cnidaria; Anthozoa; Malacalcyonacea; Plexauridae.
AUGCUGUUUCUUUGCGAGAAGCUAGCUGGAGCUAGAUGUGGUUUCCAUGGUGACGAAUAUUCUAGCAGGUUCGUUGAUCAAUUUAUUUUGGGGUUGAGAGAUAAGGCAACCCAAAACAAGUUGUUACAAGAGCCACCAAACAUUUUAGAUGAUGCCUUGUUAAUUGCUCGAAGAUUUGAGGCAGCAAAUGCCACAAUGAAAACAUUAGCCAGAGAAGCAACAGAAAAAUUAAGUAGAACAACAAUUGGCUCAGUUAGUUCUUUGAAUGCUGCCAAAACAUGUUAUUCGUGUAAUGGAUUUGGUCAUGUGUCCAGACAGUGCCCUACUAUGAACAACUUCAGGCAAAAUAAUACUGCACGGCGACAAACUAAGUUUUGUUAUUCAUGUCAAAAACCAGGACAUUUGGCAAAAUCCUACCCCUUGGCUAAUCAACAACCAGUUAAUACUAAGCUCCAAGGUUAUGAUAAGAAUUGGCAAAUGGAUAGACACGUGACCAUUUGCUAUCGUUGUGGGAAUAGUGGCCAUAUUGCAAAGUUCUGUAAUGCCAAGUUGGAGGGAGGUCUGGGUUCUAGUAGAGAUGGUGAAAGCCCCAAGAAAAAUGAUUAAAAAAUCAGACUGUCUACCGUUUCUUCAGCGAGUAAGAAGAAAACCCUUAUGGUCGAGACCACUAUUAAUGGGAAAAACAAACUUUGUAUAGUUGACACUGGCGCAUCCAUUUCAUUAGUUAGUAAAACCAGGGGCAACCUCUUAAACUGGAUGAUACCCCAUUAUUUCCAUUCGAUAUUGUUACAGAAGCCGCUAACAAUUCUCCCAUUGGGAUUUUGGGCAAAACCACCUUGAAUGUGCAAUUUGAUGAAAACAACAAGUCAUCUCAUGACUUUUAUGUGGCUAAUGAAAUGGUGUCUGAAAUUAUUCUGGGUUUAGAUUGGUUAGUAACUAACAAAGUAAAUGUCGAUAUGGCUGAAAUUGUUUUGAAAUUCCCAGAUGGUACCACAAAACCCUUGUGUUUAUUUGAUUCAACCAUAGCAGAUCUCCUGGGCGUUGUUCUAGAUGAGGAUUUGGUUGUUCCGGCGAAACAUGAAGUUUUCAAAACUGCCAGGGUCCGAAAUCCCACUUUAAAUGAAAGCAUCUUAGAGCCUAAUAUGAACUUCUCCGGGAAAGGUGUUCUUGUAGCAAGAGUUAUUGUACAGCAAAAGAACAGAGUGUACCCAUCCAGAUUAUUAAUCCAGGGACAUCACCUAUUAAGUUGUACAAGGGCAUGACUGUAGGGGAACUUCAGCAAGUUGAUGAUGAGUUAAGAGACCCGACAUUUAUUAAUUCAAAGUGUGAUACACCAUCUGCUGAGGAUAAGAUCAAAUUUGAGUUAGAGCAUCUGUCGGGUGAGGAGCGAGAGAGAAUGGAAAAUUUGUUGAAUAAACACCAAGAUGUUUUCGCGGAAAAUUCUAGCGAACUUGGCGUAACCACACUAGCAGAGCAUAAGAUUGAGACAGGCGAUGCCGUACCUGUUAAACAGCUGCCUCGAAGACUGCCCAAUUCUCUGAGAACCUUUGUUGAAGACCAAGUAGAAGAAAUGUUGGAAAACAACAUAAUUAAGCCGAGUAAUUCACCAUGGUCAAGUCCUAUAGUCUUAGUUCGAAAGAAAGAUGGGACAUGGCGUUUUUGUAUUGAUUUCAGGAAACUAAAUGAUGUCACAGUGAAAGAUGCUUUCCCACUUCCCCAGGUUGCUUAUUUGAUGGAUAACUUAGCUGGUCAUCAGUAUUUUUCGACACUCGACCUAGCCUCGGGAUAUUGGCAGGUUCCAGUUGACGAAUCUAGUCAGGAGAAAACAGCUUUCGUGAUUCCAGGGGUGGUCACUUUGAAUUCCUGCGUAUGCCCUUUGGCCUAACGAAUGCUGUGCCCACGUUCCAGCGACUUAUGCUUGCUGCGUUGAAUGGUCUUUUGCCACUCAAGUGUCUGGUUUACUUAGAUAAUGUUUUGGUCGUGGGUCGCACGUUUGACCAACAUUUGGAGAAUUUGGACGAUGUCUUGCAGGCUAUGGACAGAGCUGGAUUGAGACUUAAGUUGUCCAAGUGUAGUUUUGCGAAGCCAAGUGUGGAUUUCUUGGGUUGUACCGUUUCUGCUGCUGGUCUGGCCCCAAAUGUGACCAAAGUUGAAGCAAUCCGUGCUUUUCCUAACCCACAGAAUCUCACUGAGUUGCGACGUUUCCUGGGUAUGGCCUCUUACUACAGGCGUUUUAUUUCUGGUUUCAGUGACAUUGCAGGUCACUCUUCAUCGUCUGACGCAAAAAGGUGUCCGCUUUGAUUGGGACAAGAACUGUCAACGAGCAUUCGAACAACUGAAAGAACAACUUAUAUCUGCCCCUGUUUUGGCAUUUAUUUCCUAACUUAAAUGGAGACUAUAUAUUGUAUACGGAUGCGAGUGAUGUGGGCAUAGGCGCAGUGCUGACCCAAACGGAUGAAAAUGAGGAAUUGCAUCUAAGGCAUUUUCGGGUGCUGAAAAGAACUGGACAACAACAGAAAAGGAAGCAUUUGCAGUGGUCUGGGCUUUACAAUACUUUCACCCAUACGUAUAUGGGAGAAAUGUCACCAUAUAUACUGAUCAUAAGGCUUUGAAAUGGCUUCGAGACAUCAAACAUCCAAAUGGUAAAUUAGCUCGUUGGAUCUUAAAAUUGGAAGAAUAUGAUCGUGACUAUACGAUAGAACACCUACCUAACACGAAAAUGCAGCACGCGGAUGCCUUGUCUCGUGCACCUGUGAACACUAUCUUGGUUUCGAUGUCAACCUGGCAAGAGUUUGAAGACAUGCAAACGUUCGACGAGGAUAUUCAGUUGGUAAAAGAAUGGGUGCAAAGUGGUUCUAGACCAGAUAAAAAACCGGUUGAUGUGAGUGUAACUCUAGAUACAUUAUACAAGAAUUUUGAUUCAUUGGUUGUCAAAAAUCAUGUCUUAUGUCGAAAGUGGACUGAUAAGACAGCAAAGGAACGAGAGCAAAUUGUGGUACCUACCUAUCUAACUCCUAAUAUACUGGAAGAAGCCCACUGUCAAGUUGGACAUUUAGGUGUUGCAAAAACGUUUGAGAUGAUUCAACGGAGGUUUUAUUGGCCUGGAUGA